Asparagus officinalis (garden asparagus) is the source of this 641-nucleotide messenger RNA. RefSeq lists its product as uncharacterized. Bases 16 to 537 code for a protein of 173 amino acids. NCBI's taxonomy places the organism in Eukaryota, Viridiplantae, Streptophyta, Magnoliopsida, Asparagales, Asparagaceae. The transcript has 5 exons. The record is from RefSeq and is a predicted model, not a curated record.
GAAUCCAAGCCUCCAAUGAUAAAUUGGACAUUGGAGGGUAAGAAGGUGGGUUCGGUGCGGACUACAAUGAUUUUGAAGAAAUCGGAAGCCGCAAUCCACAUCUUACCGGAGCAAGAUGUGGCGAGGUAUGUUCACGAGGAGAUAAAGCCCAGUCCUACAACAGUGAAGGCUAAAGUUGAGGAGGAAGUUAGGGGUAAAAAAUCAUUGGGGAAGAAAAGAGUCCAAAAAGAGGACGAAGCUUAUGAAAAAUUGGUGAUGUUGAAUGAAGCCUAUGAGCAAGCACUUGUUGCUCGCGGCGUUGAUAUUUUGGCUAUUAAAGCCGAAGCUGAGAAAAAAUUUGCUGAGGAGAAACGUAUAAGGCAAAACAAAGGAGAGCCACAAAUAGAAGAGGCAUUGAGUGAAGGUGAUCAAACCCGAGAGAUGGACAUUGAACUGGAGGAGGCUAAAGUUGAGGCAGAGAAAGAAGAAGGAAAGGGAGAGGAGGGAGGCAAAGAAGGUGAUCAAACCCAGGCCAUGGGCAGUGAACAGGAGAUAUGAUUGUGGCAUACAUGCGUAUUUUUUCAUUAAGGCGAUCCUCGAGGGAAGGGAGGUGAUGGACAUUGAAGUCUUGCACAGGGAGUCGCAUAUGCUACGGGCUAGAC